Neltuma alba is the source of this 1335-nucleotide messenger RNA. Its product is annotated as WAT1-related protein At1g68170-like. Gene Ontology annotation, molecular function: transmembrane transporter activity. The coding region runs from base 6 to 1178 and encodes 390 amino acids. The record is from RefSeq and is a predicted model, not a curated record. The transcript has 7 exons. Gene Ontology annotation, cellular component: membrane. NCBI's taxonomy places the organism in Eukaryota, Viridiplantae, Streptophyta, Magnoliopsida, Fabales, Fabaceae.
UGAAGAUGGGAGAAGUUUGUAAAGUGCUUGAGGGGCUGAAGCCGGCGAUGUUAAUGGUGGUUCUUCAGCUGACAUACGCCGGCAUCAAUGUUCUGUACAAGCUCGCCGUCAACGACGGCAUGAACCUCAGAAUCGUCAUUGCUUAUCGUUAUAUAUUCGCCACUAUUUUCAUUGCUCCUCUCGCUUUCUUUCUCGAAAGGAAUAAAAGACCAAAGAUGACUUGGAGCAUACUGUUUCAGGCAUUUCUAUGUGGGUUGUUUGGAGGAGCAUUGACACAAAACUUGUACUUGGAAUCAUUGGCUUUAACUUCUGCAACAUUUGCUACCACCAUGGACAAUCUUACUCCAGCCAUCACUUUUCUCAUGGCCGUCCCCUUCGGUUUGGAGACACUGAGUUUAAGAACAGCGGCAGGACAAGGGAAGAUCAUUGGAACAAUAGUGUCAGUUGGGGGGGCCAUGGUUCUAACACUGGUCAAAGGCACAAAAAUAGACACAGGUUCCUUCCACGUCACCCUCAUGCAUUAUCGUGAGGGACACGUGGCAUCGGCACUAGCUCCCUCUAGUGCGAGAGCUCUCUUGGGUGCCCUUUGUUGUCUAGGGAACAGCGCUACUCAAGCUUUAUGGCUUAUCAUUCAGGCUAAGAUGAGCAAGACUUAUCCAUGUUAUUAUUCAAGCACAGCUCUAAUGAGUUUCAUGGCUACAAUCUUAUCAACUGCAUAUGCUUUUGCUUUUGAGAGCGAUUUGAAUCAAUGGAAGUUUGGUUGGGAUAUUAGGCUUCUCACAGUGGCCUAUGGGGGAAUUAUUGUGUCUGGAAUAAUGGUGGUGGUAAUGGCAUGGUGUGCGCACAUGAAAGGCCCUCUUUAUGUGGCUGCUUUUUUUCCUCUUCUCCUCAUCUUUGUGGCCUUGGCUGGUUCUUUUAUGUUAGACGAACAGUUAUAUCUUGGAAGUAUAAUAGGAGGAUUGUUGUUAGUGUGUGGGUUGUAUAUGGUUCUAUGGGGGAAAGGCAAAGAGAUGAAGAUGAUGAAUCAACUUGUUCCUUCACAAAGUAGCUUUCCUGAAAUCAAAGUGGGAUCUCCAACGGAUGGUAAAGGCAGCCCUUGUAAUGACAAUCAUGAGGUUGAAUUGGUUAUGGGUUGUGAUGAUUCAAACAUUCAUCAAAAAUUGCAAUUAAUGAAGUAAUAUAAUGCAAUUAAUAUGAUGGAUUGAAUAAAACGUAUUGAACCAAGAAGAUGAAGAAGACUAUGAUUUGUUGAUUAUAGCCAAUGUGGUCCUUUUCCAGAAACCUCCAUCAGGGAGAAAAAAGCUUGAUCAAAUUAUGUUAUAAUUUGUAAUCCUA